This is a messenger RNA of Siniperca chuatsi (mandarin fish), 6783 nucleotides long. It is a transcript of the gene hoxb4a, whose product is annotated as homeobox B4a. Gene Ontology annotation, cellular component: nucleus. NCBI's taxonomy places the organism in Eukaryota, Metazoa, Chordata, Actinopteri, Centrarchiformes, Sinipercidae. Gene Ontology annotation, molecular function: RNA polymerase II cis-regulatory region sequence-specific DNA binding; DNA-binding transcription factor activity, RNA polymerase II-specific. The record is from RefSeq and is a predicted model, not a curated record. Gene Ontology annotation, biological process: embryonic skeletal system morphogenesis; regulation of transcription by RNA polymerase II; anterior/posterior pattern specification.
AUUUAUUUGGCUGUUUCUCAUUUAAACCUGCACAUGGAACCAUAAUUUAAACGGACCUGCAAUGCAGACUCGAGCACACCUGUCGUCCCUUCUCUGCUCCACAUUUCCAUCACUUUCUAAAAGAAAAACAAAAACGGCAGAUAUGUUACAUGAAGUGUUACAGCAUUAUAACUUAAUUUCCCAGAUCCCCACCAGCAGUGAGGAGGUCACGGGUCAGAGACAGUACAGAUGGAUGAAAAUAUUCAAGUGUGGCUACGAUAGGGAGUUUAUGAAAGCAAUAAAGGUAUUUCCACGGUGUGACCUUGUGCCUCCAGAGAGCCGCUGUCUUCUAUAUCUACCCUGUAGAUCCGGAUUUGUGUAAAAAUCAUUAAAAGAAUCACAAAUUCGCUUCUAGGGGAGUAUAUAGUUGAUUUAUACACGACGGCAGCGAUGGAUCCAACACAGGGAGGAGAGGCCUUUGGCUGCUGUCAUUGGAUUGUAACGCCUUUGUUCAUUAUGGAUCGCUGCUUUAGAUUUUAAUUUGUAAAAGUGGAACUGUGAAGGUUUAAAAAGAUGUCUCUUCCAUGAAUUAGUAUUUCCUUUUAGCAUAGACAUAAGCCAAUGUAGCGUAUUUAUUUAAGGACUUUAUUGGUGGUUAUGUGAUGUUUAUUUUGAAGCACCUGUGUGGAUCAAGCACCGUGUUGUGGGUCUAUUAUGCUCCAAAGUGAUGAAAACUCAGUCCAAGUCUUGUAUUUUUUUUUCCGAUCAUCAAACCGCCUCAUAGUUUUAUAGUUUUAAAGGCCAACUCCAGGUUGAAUCGGUUUUUAUUUAUUAUUUGUCUUGUUGAAAAAUGAUGCGGUUGGAUUCACUGUUAAUCUAGAAAGGCGUAUUGGGGGGUUGUGUGUGUGUGUGUGUGUAUGGGGGGUCGAUUUCGAGACGGUCAAUUUCUCGAAACAAAGGACUUGGAUAUCUCCAUCAUCUGGCCUGUGUCUCUCUCUGUGUGUGCGCGCACCUUUGAUAACAGAGUGCACAGCAGCCUCCUUAAAACAUCAGUUGUUUUUUUGUUUACCUGACACAGGGUUUUGGUCUUGUUUCGAUGCUGUUGAACGCACACAGAAAUUGCAGCAAGCAGAUUUUACUGGAAUUAAAGGAGUUUGCUGUAAAACUUGUUAGGUGAGAAUCUGGGAAAAUAGUAUUAUUAAUAUUAUUUAUAAUGCAGACCGUCGUCUAGUUUCUGUGCGUCUUCUCUCGUCUCUGUAAAGGUGUAAGUCCUUGUUAUAUGGUGUAUUGUGUCUGUUUUAUAGCAGUUUGAAAGUACAGUGAGACUGCGUUACAUGGUAGUCUGUUCAGUAAUGCACAGCUCAAGGGCAAAUGAAGCCGCACAAUCUGAAUGAGGGCAUAUGGACUUGUUAUGCCAGUGAUGCUUUUCAAUCGGAAAAGUGGAGGGAAAUAAAUCCUGUUUUUUCAUGCAAGGCAAAAGACGACCCUGGCUGUGGCUGAAUUACCAUGCAAGGGGAGUUAAAUGUAGAAUUGGCGCCUGUUGAAGCAACGCGGGUUUUUAAAAAAGAGGGAAAUGGUGCUGGAUUCUCGUACCGAAUGCAAAGGUCUGCAGUGAUUUAGGAGGCCGUGUAACCUGAAUUAGUUGAUGAAUUUUCUAUCGAUCCUAAACAAGCCAGAUUUAUCUCUGACAAGGUGCUGCAGCAGCCGGCCAGGCCACUCUCCCACUCCCCAUUAUUAGCGAUUUAGAAAUAACAGGAAAAAAAGAAAAAAGCUUUGGCAAGCAAGUCCCUACACACACCCAAAUAUAUACACAGAGGGUGGUGCAAGCAGGCGCCACUUUAAAUCCCCCCAAGCGCUUUCUUUCUGCUGCUUCUUUUUUUCUGUUUUCUUUAUUUUUUUCUAUUUGAAGUUCCAGCCAGACGCAGGGGGAAAGGGUUCGUUUGCAAUAAGGGAGGACUUGUCAUCUGUACUGUACUCUGUUGCUCGAGUGAAUUCAUGCGUGCGCGUUCCUCAGUGGCUUCAGCUGGAGCGAGAUGUAUUUUCAGCGUGUCAGAAGUGCUUUGUUGUUGUUGUGAUUCUCUGCCUGCUUAGGAAGGCAUGCACGCCGACAUGUGGUGGGGAGAUAUAUAGAUAGACAUAAGGAGAGAGACGGUGAGGCAGAGGGGAAAGUAUUGUAAGACUGUGAAUGCCCACAAAAUGAGGCCAUCUGAUGAUGCGCGUGCGGGGGCCGUGUAUACGCUUAAUCCCAUUUCCUUAUCCGGGGUCCGUCUGGAGGCGCGCCAUUGGCCGGCUGCCGUCACGUGGCUUCUUAACUUUGUUCACUUGACAGAAAAGUAGGAGGGUUCAACGGAACAGGAAUAACCGAAGAGUAAAGGGAUGAGAAUAUAUUUUAGUUAUAUAUUUUCCAAGUGGGUGCAAUUCCACAAAAACACUGAAAUUAAUGGCCAUGAGCUCCUAUUUGAUCAACUCCAACUAUGUGGAUCCGAAGUUCCCACCAUGCGAGGAAUACUCACAGAGCGACUAUCUGCCCAGCCACUCUCCGGACUAUUACAGCUCCCAGAGGCAGGAGUCUGCUGCCUUUCAGCCGGACUCUCUCUACCACCAUCAACACCACCAGAACCACCACCAGCAGCGAGCCGAGCCGCCAUACACGCCGUGCCAGCGUGCAGUUCAGCCCGCCUCGGUGGUGAUGUCCCCUCGGGGUCACGUCCUCCCCCCGGCCGGGCUGCAGACCACCCCCGUCCCGGAGCAGAGCCACCGCUGCGACUCGGUGACACCCAGCCCGCCUCCGUCUUGCGGCCAAAAGCCCCACAGCCAAAGCACUUCGUCCCCCGCGAGCACUCCUAAGGACCCCGUAGUCUACCCUUGGAUGAAGAAAGUCCAUGUAAACAUCGUGAGUUCAAACUACACAGGGGGUGAGCCGAAGCGCUCGCGGACGGCCUACACGCGCCAGCAGGUCCUGGAGCUCGAGAAGGAGUUCCACUACAACCGGUACCUGACGCGCAGGCGCAGGGUGGAGAUCGCGCAUACGCUGUGCCUGUCAGAGCGGCAGAUCAAGAUCUGGUUCCAGAACCGGAGGAUGAAAUGGAAGAAGGACCACAAGUUGCCCAACACCAAGGUCCGCUCCGGGACAAACAACAAUAACACAAACUCCCAGGCUCUAACCGUCCCAGAACCGCACCGGACCCCUAUAGCCCGAUCUUUGGCUCUUUGUCUGAUGUUUGCCCUCCCUUUCCCUGAUUCCCAGACUGAACGCCGAAGCGGCAGCCACGUUUGUAACCGCCGAAGCCUGCACUUCGGACCGGAAUAACGCCUUUGCUCUGGAGGGAGGGAGAGAUGUCAUUGCUGCCUGUUCGGCCCUGAUAUGUGCCGAUGUUUCACACUAUAAUAUGACGUUAUGGCAUGGGAGGGGGUGGAGGGAGAGAUUUCCCAUUCAUAAAAAAUGAAAUGAACAAAAGAAGGCGAAGAAGGAGACUUAAAGAACUGAUCCCCCAAUUCUCUCUCUGCCUCUCUCGCUCUCUGCUUUUUAUAUUUCUGUCUUUUUAUAUUCGUCUCUCUCUUCCUCUAUGACAGAGCAUAAGACGUAGGCUGAGGAUAAUGUGCCCGCGUGCGUGUGGUUUCUUUCCUUCUUUUUUUCUAUCCGAGACUUUUUUGGUGAAGAUGGAUCCUCGUUUUCAUCUUUAAUCAUGCCAAACUCGGGCCCCAUUUGUCAUGUUUACUCUGCGGGUACAAAGCAAAGGGGUGAACCGCGGCUCUGCCCAUUACCCCUCGCCCCCACCCCCCUGCACCGCUCCCCAAACCACUACCGUUCAACCCUCCACCCACUCACUCACGCACAUGUAAUUAAUGGAACUCACGUUUCGUCAAGAGAAGUAUUCUUACACCCCGCCACACACACACAUACAAAAACCACGCAUGGCCGUACCCCCCGUCCGCCCUUAUAGUAUGCAAAAUCAAAUAUAACCUCCGGUAUGAUCCAAAAUGACGCCAGGCAGUUUUCUGUCUUGCUGUUAUCAUUAUAACUGUUGGUAUUUCUGUUUUGUUAAAUGACAAAAUAUAGCUUUUUAAAUUUUAAUUAUCAUUAUUUUGAAUUCAGUGUUGAUUGUAAAAUUAUACGUUAUGCUGUUAUUGCUGAGAAUGACAAGGAGCGUGGUCGGUUGAUUGUUCAUUUUGUGAUGUUGUAUACAGGGAAACAGACUGACAGGGUGAUUAAAGUGAAAUAAAGUUAAAUUAAGGCAUUUUCCACUACGUGCCAAACGGGGUUUAUAUAGCUGCCUAAACAAAGGACACUAAUAGGCCUAUCCAAACCAAAAUCCUGGUACAAAUAGCUCAAGAACACAUUAUGAACGCAGCACUAUACAAUGUACUACCUAUUACCUCAGUUGUACUUAUAUAUAUAAUUUUAUUUUUUGUCGUCAUAUUUUCUCUUGCUCGUUUAAUGAAGUGACAGCUUUUCGAGCUUUUAUAUUUUUAAAAUGGUGUGACGAGUUAUUAUAAUAAUUAUUGUUACCUGCAAUACAAAAAGCGCUAUUCAUUUCUUGUAUGUGGACAUUUUUAAAAUGUAAUUUAAUUCUAAGCAAUUGUUGUGGCCAGGGACACUCAGAAAAAUAAGGAGCCUUUUGUUGCUUGUCUGAAUGAUGUUCAUUUAUUUUUCUAUGUUUUCCUAUUUGUCUCUUCUUUCUCCGCACAUUAAAUGCCCACACACUUCCUUUUUCGUAUUUGUUUAUCCCCCUUUUCUCUGUUCUGUCACCUUGUGCCACUUCUUAGAUAUUUUAUUCUGCAAAUGUUCUUUAAUUGAUGUUAUUUUAUUUACAUUCCAAAGAUCCGUUUCUAUCGUUAUUGGUGAUGAUGAUAAUAACAAUGAUGGUAUUGUUUAACACGUGUUACCUCCUCCGAUAUGUAAUUUGCUCCUUUUUCCUAUGUCUCCCCAGUGUCUACCUUCCUAUUAUUUGUAAAUAGUUCAUAGAAAUUUAAAUAAAUGGCUAAAAAAGUUUCGUUUUCUAUCUUCUUCUCUUUCAUUUCCUCUCUCAAAAUUAUGAUUUGUCCAGUUUCUUCUCAUCGAGGUUUAACGGUGUAGGAUGUAUUUAAAUCAUACAUUCACGCUCCCACAUGCACACACAGUAAAUAAUUUUAUUUAAUUCCAGUGUUGGUAUUGCCUACAAACGCACAGCGACCUGUCUUGAGAAAUCAGCAGCCUGCGAUGAUUAAUCUGUCCCUGCCGUGAGUGAUCUUGGUACAUUACGUCCUGUAAUCUCGUUUUAAAUCACAAACCGUCCCUUCGUUUCACUCUCGUUCUCCCGUUAAUUUAACGGCUGCUCAGACGCACUGGCCCAACACAGAGUUUGGGACACCCCCUCCCUCCGUCUCCUGGUUCUGAGGAAAAAAAACAUUAAAUAGUUUCUCGGUUCGUGGUCUUUUAAUGCUUUAAUGAGUGUCAUUUUUGCAGAACUGUUUUUUUUUUAAUAUCGGUGUUUUCUGGACCGGUGCUGUGCGCGCAUGUGUGUUUUAUUUUUUUAUGUAUUACAAAAAGGGAGCGGGCCGGCGCCAUAGCUCAAACCCUGACAACCAAAUAGAUAAUCAACAAGACGAAUGGCUUCUUUUGUAAGGCGCGGCUCCCGUAUUAAUUUUCAUUUUCUUUUCUUAGAGCAGGUAUCGAAAAAUAUAGAGCAAGAGGGGGGAGAACGAGAAAAUAGCAUUCCUCUCGAUGAACUUUAAACAAAAAAAAAAUGUGCCCCUUAAAUUGGUCCGUGCGUAUUCCUCGGCCCAGAGAAGAUUCCUUGUUACUUGUUGGUUGAUUUCUCCCUGGGCUUCUUGCCACAGAAACUCCCUCUGCCCAUUUAUCUGUUUUCUUCCUGUUUAUGAAAGGCUCCCCCAGAGCUAAAACCGCCCUCCUAUCAAACUGUACAGCUAAGUGUGCUCAAACACACACGCGCGCGCACACGCUGCGCUAAAAUGGUAAAGCUUUACAUAUGGUGACUCAGGAAUAGGCUUGUAAACCUGCAUUUUCAAACAUUUUAUGUUCAUUACUGUAAAAAUCAUUUUUUGUUUUACUAUUAACCACUCUGCCCCAAAGUGACUACAACGCGUUUUCACUCGUUUCGUUUUUUGAGAAUGUGCAUUAAUUUCCAAUUGCUGAAAACAAGCCAUAUAUAUAGGCUAUACUUUCCUCUUAUAUGGUGAACGCUAUAAUGUUUAAUACCCCCUCCUCCACACACAAACACAAACCCUCAGGCGGUCCACCUCUCCUCACAUAAGACAAUAUUUGUGUCUUAUAAUGCUUUCGCUACACACCAAUUGUCCUAUAUUGCAGCAUCUAAAGAGACACCCCCUCCACAAUAUUCACACACAUAUGUUCCUCCACAAUAACCCCUAAAGCCCCUGAGCACUUGCAGUCCGAGUUGAAAUAAAUUUGCGUGUGAGGUGACACCGCGCACAAUAAAAUCCACCAAGGAAUCCUUAUUCUUUUUUACCCCCCUUUAUCAGCCGGGGCCUUCUGCUGCUUCGGUGAAUGGGAGCAGAUUUUUGUGAGGAUAUUCACCCCCACCCUUUACCCACCCGCACCCCACGAAAAAGUUCACCGCCAUUAUUUUCUGGACAGGACAGAGGGGACGGCACCUCAAGAAAAAUGCGAGAAUUAUACAAGAAAAAUCAUUAAUCACUUGCUCUUCUUUAAACACUUCUCCUUCUUCUUCUGCUUCUUCUUUUUCUUCUUCUUCUCUAUUGUCAUCCGGCAGCCACACACAAGACCCCUUCUGCCAGGAGAGAGAGAGAAAGGGGAAGGAACAGAGACAGACAGAGGAGAAG